GUCAACAACACAGGCCCCACAAGUCGGGAGAUUCGACUACAAUCAAGUGCUUGGACUAUCCAUUAUGUUCUAUGAAGCGCAGCGAUCUGGCAAACUACCGGAAACUAACAGAAUCACCUGGCGGGGAGAUUCGGCACUAGGUGACAAGGGAGGUAACACAGACCUAACAGGUGGAUGGUACGAUGCCGGCGACUAUAUCAAGUUCACUUUGCCGAUGUCGUCAGCCGUCACCUACCUCCUGUGGGGCCUUCUACGUUGGCCAGACGCCUAUGCCGCGGCGGGUCAGCUGGACUACAUGUACGACAGCGUCAAGUGGCCCCUGGCCUACCUCCUCAAGAGCUGGGACCCGUCUCAAAUGGAGUUCUAUGCUCAGGUCGGGAAGGUGUCACUGGAUCAUAACUACUGGGGAAGAUCCGAGGACAUGGACAUGGAAAGACCUGCGUACAAGGUGUCACGAACAGGACCCGGAAGUGACGUAGCUGGCCAAACCGCAACAGCGCUAGCAAUGGGUUACCUUGCUUUUAAAGAAAGAAAUAUGACGUACGCUACGACGUUGCUUGACGCUGCUAAAGGUCUGUACGACUUCGCCAAGAACUACCGAGGCGUCUACAGCGACACCAUCACAGAUGCCAGGGAUGUGUACAAGUCCAGCAUGUACGAGGACGAGCUUGCCCUGGCUGCCGUCUGGCUCCACAAAGCUACGGGUGAAAGCACCUACCUGGUGGACGCUGAGACGUUUGUGCCGAUGUACACGGCGUGGUCGCUGGACUGGGACGGCAAGAUUGCUGCAGCACAGUUGGCCCUGUAUGAAGUGACGGGGAAGCAGACAUACAGGGACCAGGUCGAGGCCUUCGUCACCUCCUACAUGCCCGGGGGGAGCGUCCCCUACACGCCCCUGGGUCUGGCCUACAGGUCGCAGUGGGGAGCUCUCAGAUAUGCUGCCAACGUUGCUAUGUUUGCCCUCAUCGCCGCCGACGACGGUAUCAACGCUGCUGAGUACCGCGAGUGGGCAUUGUCUCAGAUACACUACAUCCUCGGCGACAAUAAAUACGGCAUGAGCUACGUCAUAGGAUAUGGAGACAACUACCCACUCAAACCUCAUCACGCUGGAAGCUCGUGCCCCGACCGUCCUGCUAGCUGUACCUGGAAUGACUUCAACAGUCCGGCUCCCAACCCCCAGAUUCUCUACGGGGCCUUGGUUGGCGGCCCGGAUCAGAACGACAACUACGUGGACGACAGGACCGACUACGUCAAAAACGAAGUGGCCUGCGACUACAACGCUGGCAUGCAGUCCGCCAUUGCUGGCAUAAUCCAUCUCCGAGAAACAAAACAACUACCGGAAGACGCUGUUUCCUCCACUACCUCACCCCCAGGACAGAGAUCGACCUUGGCCCCAGUGACGGUGACCGACAGCGGUCCAACAGCAUCUACCGCCUCCCCAGGCAGCGCCUCUGCACACAACUUGUCUCAAGUCCUGGAGUUCUCCAUCCUAUUCUAUGAAGCACAGCGAUCAGGAGCUCUUCCAGACACUAACAGAAUCCCCUGGCGGGGAGAUUCGGCACUAGACGACACAGUUCCUGGAGGGUGGUAUGACGCUGGUGACCACAUCAAGUUCACGUUCCCAAUGUCGGCUGCCGUCACGUACCUCCUGCUGGGUGUUCACGCCUGGAAGGACGCCUACGUGGCCAGCAGUCAGCUCAACAACAUGUACGACAGCAUCCGCUGGCCUCUCGACUACUUCCUCAACAGCUGGGACCCCACCAAGCAGGAGCUGUAUGUUCAGGUGGGCAAGGUCUCGCUGGAUCACGCUGUGUGGGGUCGGGCCGAGGACAUGACCAUGGACAGGCCAGCCUACAAACUCAGCCCCUCGGGCCCCGGAAGUGACGCAGCGGCAGGGACUGCAGCCGCCAUGGCAAUAGGGGCCAUUGUGUUUCAGAAAGAAGAUCCCGCCUACGCCAGUCGACUGCUGACGGCUGCUGCAGAACUGCACGACUUCGCCAACACAUACACCGGUAUCUAUACCGACACCGUCACUGACUCCCGCGACGGCUACGGGUCCAACGACUACAACGACGAGCUUGCGCUGGCUGCAAUUUGGUUGUACAAGGCCACACGUCAGCAACACUACCUCACUCAUGCCAGGACCCAUGCCUCAAAGUUGUCAUCUUCUCCGUGGGCUCUUGAUUGGUCGGAUAAGACGGCAAUCGUUCAUCUGGCUAUGUAUGAGGAGACGCAGGAGGAGAAAUAUAGUGACGCCAUCAAGGCCUUCAUGACGUCAUAUCUCCCCGGUGGGUCAGUCGCCUACACGCCGUGUGGACUCGCCUGGCGCCUUGAGUGGGGUCCUCUCCGGUACACGGCCAAUGUGGCCAUGUUCGCGCUGUUGGCUGCCGACGCGGGGUUCGAACCACAGACUUACAGAUCGUGGGCUUUGGGUCAGAUCGGCUACAUGCUGGGUGAAAACAACGCCGGACGGAGCUACGUAGUCGGCUACGGCAGCAACUACCCGGUCCGACCGCACCACCAGAACAGCGCCUGUCAUCCUCACCCCGCUGUCUGUGACUGGAGCACCUUUGAUGACCCCGCCCCUAACGCCCAUGUCCUUAAAGGGGCUCUUGUAGGGGGUCCGGGGAGCAACGACAACUACGUGGACGACAGAACAGACUACAUCCAGAACGAGGUGGCGUGUGACUACAACUCUGGAUUCCAGUCAGCUAUUGCAGGUCUCCUUCACCUGGAGAUAACCAACCAGUUUCCAGUUUCUGCUCUCAACAGGUGUUAUCCAUAACGGAAAUCCGGUGUGUAGCACGUGGACAUCAACUAAAAUAUUUUAUUUGAA
Messenger RNA from Haliotis rufescens (red abalone), 2836 nucleotides. Its product is annotated as endoglucanase 1-like. The record is from RefSeq and is a predicted model, not a curated record. Bases 65 to 2785 code for a protein of 906 amino acids. Gene Ontology annotation, molecular function: hydrolase activity, hydrolyzing O-glycosyl compounds. The transcript is spliced from 19 exons. Lineage: Eukaryota; Metazoa; Mollusca; Gastropoda; Lepetellida; Haliotidae. Gene Ontology annotation, biological process: carbohydrate metabolic process.